UCCCUAAGCCUUAGAUCUCCUAUAUAAACCUUGGCCAUCCCUCACCUAGUCAUACAUACCCUUCUUCUAUUUAGUAUUCGUCGACAUCAUAUCAUAGGAUAGGUUUCUUGGCACAACAUCAAUAUCUCAUCCCGCCAUGAGUCGCUUCGCGUUCAAGAAGCCUGAAGAGGAGGCCGGCAAGGCUUGGCCGGCCAUCGCCAUCGGCUUUUUCGUAGCCUUCGGUGGUGUUUUAUUCGGUUAUGAUACCGGGACGAUCAGCGGUAUCCUAGCCAUGGAUUACUGGCAAAAUCUAUUCUCGACAGGCUACGUGAAUACGAAAGGUCACGCAGACGUUUCACCCUCUCAAUCGUCUGCCAUCGUGUCGAUCCUAUCGGCGGGUACUUUCUUCGGCGCUUUAGGAUCGCCGAUGUUCGCUGAUACGAUAGGAAGACGUUGGGCUCUCAUCGCUUCCUCGUGGGUGUUCAUUCUCGGCGUUAUAUUGCAGACCGUAGCUACGGCCUUGCCUCUGUUCUUAGCUGGUCGGUUCUUUGCCGGUCUUGGUGUCGGUUUAAUUUCCGCUCUUAUUCCCCUAUACCAGAGUGAGACAGCACCGCGAUGGAUUCGAGGUGCCAUUGUAGGCGCAUACCAGUUCGCUAUCACGAUCGGUCUUCUUUUAGCCGCCAUUGUGAAUUACGCCACUCAGUACCGCCAGGAUACCGGCUCUUACCGAAUCCCGAUCGCUGUUCAAUUCGCGUGGGCCAUCAUUCUCAUCAUCGGCAUGUUCAUGCUGCCGGAAACGCCCCGAUUUUUGAUCAAGAAGGGUCUACAUGACAAAGCCGCUCUCUCCCUGGGCAGACUUCGGAGAAUCGACGCUAACCACAACGCGAUCCAAGAGGAACUGCACGAAAUCGAGGCGAGCCACAACUACGAGAUGAGUAUCGGCAAGGCCUCGUACCUCGACUGCUUCCGUAGACCCAUCCUAAAGCGUCAGCUAACAGGUGUUGGUAUCCAAGCAUUCCAACAACUCUCAGGUGUGAACUUCAUCUUCUACUAUUUUAUUCAGUUUACCAGUGUAUGAAAACAUGUCGAUCCGGCAUUUUUUUAUUGGUAUUAUAGAAUGAUCGUAGACUCAGGUAAGUAAGAAAGAAUGUAUCUUCUCGAAAGGCGUGUACGUUUCGUAAGCCUUUGUAGGUAUCUUAGAAGCUCGUAGAUCUUACUUUUCUUUGGCCAUCUCUAUCUUGGUCAAGGAAACCUUUAUUAAUAACCUCAGUAACUCCUAUAUCAACGAUUUAACUUAAA
This is a messenger RNA of Annulohypoxylon maeteangense, 1278 nucleotides long. RefSeq names its product general substrate transporter. The coding region runs from base 137 to 1057 and encodes 306 amino acids. NCBI's taxonomy places the organism in Eukaryota, Fungi, Ascomycota, Sordariomycetes, Xylariales, Hypoxylaceae. The record is from RefSeq and is a predicted model, not a curated record. Gene Ontology annotation, molecular function: carbohydrate:proton symporter activity. The transcript is spliced from 3 exons. Gene Ontology annotation, biological process: transmembrane transport; carbohydrate transport. Gene Ontology annotation, cellular component: membrane.